Molecule: messenger RNA, 8670 nt
Organism: Anopheles coluzzii
Lineage: Eukaryota; Metazoa; Arthropoda; Insecta; Diptera; Culicidae
Gene: Pak
Product: serine/threonine-protein kinase Pak
Exons: 9
Coding region: 1546-4137 (863 amino acids)
Biological process (GO): regulation of axonogenesis; intracellular signal transduction; protein phosphorylation
Cellular component (GO): cytoplasm
Molecular function (GO): ATP binding; protein serine/threonine kinase activity
Source: RefSeq, a predicted model, not a curated record
AUUUGUCGCCCAGCAACUGUGGAUGCUCGGGAUGCGUGCCAUGGGAGCACCUCACUCUGGAACGAUUCAACAUAAUUUCCACGCAGAAGAAGCAGAAUCGCUUACCUCCGCCAACGUCAUAUGUGUGUGUGUGCGUGUAUGUGUCGGGGUGCUUCGCCCAAUUCGCAAAGCCUUUUUUGCUUCGUGUUUCGCAUUAUCACUUAUUCGAUGCAGUGAAAUGAGUUGAGUGAGUGUGUAAUCGUUCCGAAAAUGUGUGUGGCUUCGCGCUCCACGAAAAAAGAAGGAAAAAGAAAACAGACGGAAAACCGUCCAUCGCAAGCCUCGAGGCUUGCGUAAAUGAAUUGCUGAUUCACGCGAGACAGGCAGGGGGGGACCGCGUUCGGAGGGUAGGGAGCGGGUCGCGUAUGAUUAUCCGCCCUUUGCCCCCCAUCUUCCGCUCGCCUGCCUGCUCUGUCGCGUAUUUCAACAAGCGCAAGCGUGCAUGUGCAGCUUUGUAUGUAGGUGCGUGAAGGUGUGUGUGUGCGGUUGUCGCGAGAACUGUCGCGACCAUCACGCAAAACGGUAUCGAUUUGGAGCGAAAUCCAGAUCCGGUCGGUAGGCUCACGGGCACGGCUGGCAUCCCAUCCUCGUGUGCCACUCUUCCUUCCUUGCUACCGCUCCGAGUGCGGUGGUUUUCAGUUCGAAAGUGUCAUUAAACCAAACACGUGUGACGGCACGAUUGUCUGCACUCAACCAACACCCGGUACAAAACGCCAGUACCAGUGCAAUGUGAACGUGCUCGAUGCGUAAGGAUAAAAUCCUGCAAAAUCCUUAAAUGGCGCAACGGCGAUAGAAAUUAAGCGUUGGCUUUAAAGUGCAUUUUCCCUCUACGUGUGUGUGUGUUGUUCUGCAUUGGUGCAUUUAUGUUGUGUUACUUUUAUUUACUAUUUAUUUCUCUUACCCACCCAUUCCCCCGUUCCCGUUACCAAUUGCGGCCACUACUGCGAUCCUGCUUCAGUUCGCCUAGAUGUGGUCUUUUGCUUGAUUGUGGUUUAACCGUUAAAGUGUCCGUUUGGUCCGCCAUUUACGUGUGAAUCGUGUGUGCGCGAGUUCGCGACCGUUGCUUUCCUCGUGGUGGGUGUAUUUUAAGUGUUCGCUUCCGUUUUGCAUUUCGAUGGGAGAAAUCAGUUCCCCGCGUGGUGUACAUGUCCGCUGUCGGUUGGUGUGAGCGAGCGUCGUCACUCGGUGGAGUUUAUUGUGGAGUGCGUGUUGCGAAUUAAAUUAUAGAGUAAAGUAUUGAAAGUGUAUUGAAAAGGCGCACAAAAAGCUGGCCAGUAAGGAGUGUACCAGUGGAGUAAUAAAGUUGUGAAGCUGCUUUUGGUAUAAUAGUGUCGCGAGUGAAGGGAAAUAAUUGCUGCAAGAGGAGUGUGCCGGAGUGCAAGAAAUAAAACCAAAGGGCGUUUGCUUGCAACAUUUCGUCCCUUUUUUUAUUGAAAGGAGUGUGUAGCAUAAUACAUAUCCCGCUUGAAAAUCGUCCAUCGACGAGAGCAUCAUCUGCGGCAAAACAUGUCCAGCGAAGAGGAUAAACCCCCGGCACCGCCCGUCCGGUUGACGAGCAAUCGGGGUGGCGCUGGCGGCGGUGGUGGUGUCAUUGGUGGCGGUGGAGGCAGCUCUGGAGUGAUCGAUCGAAUCGAUGGUGUCGCUCCGGUGGAUAUGAAGCCGUUACCAAAAGAACCAGAAGAUGCCGACCGGAAGAAGAAAACGCUCAAAAACAAGAUCAAGGUAUCGAAGGCGUCCCACAACGACUCGAAGCCGAAUAUAUCCUAUCCGACCAACUUCGAGCAUACGGUGCACGUGGGUUUCGAUGCCGUGACCGGAGAAUUUACGGGUAUGCCAGAGCAAUGGGCGCUGAUGCUGAAGAACUCGAACAUUAGCAAGCAGGAGCAGAAGAAAAACCCGCAAGCCGUGCUGGACGUGCUGAACUUCUUCGACAACAGCAACAAGCAACGGCCGAGCUCGAAAUAUAUGACCCAUGGGCUGCACACGACAACGCACUCGGCAUCGUCCAUAGGGUCGUCGCUGAGCCGGGUCAGCAGCAGCAGCCCGAGCAGCACGCCAACCGACUCGGAAUCGCACGGCGGCCCCGGGGCGCAGAUCAUCUCGAGCAGCCAUUCGCAAGCGUACAGCCUGGGCCUGUCGUCGCACAACUCGGCCGGCGAUCAUGACAGCGACGAUCUGGGCAUACUCAGCGGCAGCGCCAGCGGUAGCAUCAGCGGCAACGGCAUCCCACCGCCCAUCGCCAGCCGCCCGGAACGGACCAAAUCAAUCUAUACACGCCCGAUCGAUGAUCCGAUCUCACCGCCAAUACCUCCACACUUGAGUGCCGGUGCGACACACCACCAACACCACCACCACCAUCAGUCGGUGGGCAGUCACGGGUCCGUGCGCAGCCCGACGCAAUUCGACAAGAACAAGAACUCGGUGAACGCCGCGUCCGCACAAACGAUCAGCAGCCUGGCGGCGGCAGCGGGCGGUGCCGUGAUCGCGCCUGGCCAACCGCUGCCCCAGCAUUUGCACCAUCACCAUCAACACCAAGUAAACAAUAAAACGACAACAGUGGUACGUCCCGCGAUCGUUGCACCGCUCGCACGAUCCGACGACGAUCCCGACGACCUGGACGACCUCCCACCACCGGGGCCCGCCGAUGACGCUCCGACCGUUGACGACACGCACGACGACCAAUCGCUGCUGCCCGGUGGCAUCGCCUGUUCGGCAACGGAACCAUCGCCAGCGGCAAACCGAGGGGACGAGGAGAAGGAGGAGGAUCCGGCGGCGACGGCUGACGCCGAUUCUACCACCAUCACGACAACAACAACGACGACGACCACUCCCAUUACUACUACUACUACUAUUACUACUUGUUCUAACACCACUAGCACUAGUUGUUCCAUACUUACUGCGACAUCGCUUACCGCUACUCCGGCAGGGCCGGUCCCUCCGGGGGCCAGUUCCGGCGCAACAGUACCCCAACCCACACUCAAUCAUACGUCGUCCAACCUUACAGCUGCCAACAAUGGCCUCAGCAGUGGUGACAGCACCGGCACCUCGGUGGUGCUACCAGCGUCCGCCGCCGCUGCAGCGGCAGCCACCACCCCGAACAACGUCAACAACGGCGGUACCGGCAACCUCAACACGGCGGCAGCAGCGGCGACGACCGGCCCGACGACGACACAGCAGCGCGCCGCCAACCUGAAGAAGAAGAAAAUGUCGGACGAGGAGAUACUGGAGAAGCUGCGCACGAUCGUGAGCGUCGGCGACCCGAAGCGAAAGUACAACAAGAUGGAGAAGAUCGGGCAGGGCGCGUCCGGCACGGUCUACACCGCGAUCGAAAGCUCCACCGGCAUGGAGGUGGCGAUCAAGCAGAUGAACCUCAGCCAGCAGCCGAAGAAGGAGCUGAUCAUCAACGAGAUACUGGUGAUGCGGGAGAACAAGCACCCGAACGUGGUCAACUAUCUGGACAGCUACCUCGUGUCGGAGGAGCUGUGGGUCGUGAUGGAGUAUCUGCCGGGAGGGUCGCUCACGGACGUGGUGACGGAGACGUGCAUGGACGAGGGCCAGAUAGCGGCCGUCUGCCGGGAGGUGCUGCAGGCGCUCGAGUUCCUGCACAGCAACCAGGUGAUCCAUCGGGACAUCAAGAGCGACAACAUACUGCUCGGGCUGGACGGUAGCGUGAAGCUGACCGAUUUCGGCUUCUGCGCCCAGAUCUCGCCGGAACAGUCGAAGCGCACGACGAUGGUCGGCACACCGUACUGGAUGGCACCGGAGGUGGUUACGCGAAAGCAGUAUGGACCGAAGGUCGAUCUCUGGUCACUCGGCAUCAUGGCGAUCGAAAUGAUCGAGGGUGAGCCGCCGUACCUUAACGAGAAUCCGCUCCGUGCGCUCUACCUGAUCGCGACGCACGGCAAGCCGGAGAUCAAGGAGAAGGAGAAGCUUAGCACCGUCUUUCAGGACUUCCUUGACCAGUGUCUCGAGGUGGACGUGGAUCAGCGGGCGACCGCGUACGAGCUUCUAAGGCAUCCCUUCCUGAAGCUGGCCCGACCACUCGCCAGCCUAACGCCACUCAUUAUGGCCGCUAAGGAAGCGACCAAGGGCCACUGAAAGCGGGAGGACGUCGUGCUACCAUCGGGCACCGCUGGAACCGACGAUACUGAUGGGCCGCCCGGCGGCACCGCGGCUGACGGCGGGGGUAUUAGUAGUAGUAGCAGUAGUAGUGGUGGUGCGAUCGCUUCUGCCAGUAUUCCUUCGCCGCUUCCUGCUGCCCGCAGCGGGGCAAAGAACUGUUGUGCCGCCGGUGGCAGCAGCAGCAGCAGCAGCGAGACAACACGUGAUAAACCCAGUAUGGCCAACGUACUGUUGCCGUCCAUCGAUAACAGCAGCUGCUGCUAGAGCGUUUGUGCGCGUUGUAUGGAUCAGAUCUUUCCGGGGGUGCACGUGAAGGGUUAAAGGAAGGGAAUACGCAGAUCAGGCCGUGGAAGAUUCAGACAAAAAGAGAGAGAGAGAGAGAGAGAGAGAGAGAGAGAGAGAGAGAGAGAGAGAGAGGAAGAGAGAGGAUAGAGAGAGAGAGAGAGAGAGAGAGAGAGAGAAGAGAGUGAAAGAGAGACACACACGAUGGUUUGUACAUAGUAAAAAAAAAUGAAUUCAGAUGGCAGCAAAGAAUGCGCGACGCGACGGGAAACUGCGAGACAAACAAUACAACAACAACAACACUAUUUCGUAAGCGCAAACGAGGAAACGCAAAAGGUGAACAAAGUAAACCUGGCGUAGUCAAACAGAAAAAAAAACAAGAAAAGCAAAUACUUUUAGUGUUUGAGCAUUAAGCAUUAACAAACAAACAAGAAAAAAAGAAGACUAAUAUUUAAUACAUAGACAAUUUAAGAGUUAAAGAGCAAGAAAGCAGCAGCAACAACAUUGUCGGUGGAUCGAAAUGGCAGAAGAAAAAAAGCCAAACGAAACGGAGAGAUAGAUGGGUAGCAUUGCGAAACACAAUAAGGACAGGAAACAAGCAAUGUGGAUCGUAAAUGAGAACAAAAAAAUAAGGAAAUAACAAAUACACUACACCAUUGCAAACAACGUGAGCCUGCUCCCAUUGCGGAAGCGCAUAGUGAUAGCAUGGAUAAGCUAACAUGCAACGUGUGCAACGUGUAAGAAAACAGUACAGGCAACAAAGAAAACAAACCCCUCCCUUACAGCAUUAAUGUUGGUAGCACGCAAAAGCAGGUGAAAAUAGAUUACUCCAACAUAUACACACACGCAUACACGCACACAAGUACACACCUAAAACAUAUAAGCUUAAACUUGUUGAGGUGGUCAAGAGAAACUAAUUUUGAAGAAAGAAAAAAAACCAAUCGACUCUCCAUUGUAUAGUGUAUAUAAAUAGUACAAAAAACAGGCAAGCAAGAUAAAAACAAAUAAACAAAUAAAGAAACAAAAUCUAAACAAUGCGCAAAACAGAAAUGUGGAACACAUGUAUUUGCUACACACAAAACAACGUGAAUGGCUUAAUAUAGAAGAAGAGAAAUUAAAUGCAUAAUUAAAGUGAAUGGAUCGAAUGCAAUGAGAAACUAUAACAGAAAAGUACUACAAAAAAAAGCAAACGCAAGAAACUAUACCACGUUAAAGAUUAAAAAAAACCCUAAAGACCUAAAGACGUUUAAAAAAACACACACAAACACACUUGAGCGUAGAUCGGAAGGACACAGGCGAAGAAACAAGCGCGUGUAACAAUGUAACAAAUAACAAACUAGGUAACAAGCAAAUCAUACAUAGUGAGACAUUCAAAUGAGGAAAGGAGCGAGACGGUAACAGUAAAAACCAAGCACACACGCAAUACACAAUUGUGACAAAGGAAAGGAGAAAGUGAAAGUGCCUGAAACAGAAACAUACCGAGAGAAGAGUAACCGACACACACACACACACACAAACGACGUAUAAACGACGUUAAGAAAUGAUGUGUUUCUACAGAUUCCUACUCCAACACAAACACACUCACACGCGCGCGCGCUCAUAUUCGUUUUGCGUUUUUCUUCCAUUCACCAACAAUCGUUUAAUGAUCUUCUGCGGUGGAUCCGGAAAAUACAAACAAAUUUACAGCUUUUCAGCUUCAAAUCCCCCCUCCCAGUUUAUGUUAUCAACAUUGGAAAGAGAGAGAGAGAGAGAGAGAGAGAGAUGAACAAACAAACGUGUAGAAACACCAUUUCACUUGAAGCACUUAUGAAGGCAGACAAGAGAUAGAAAGAGAGAGAGAGAGACACGACACAAUUCGAGGCAAAGUAUUAUAAUUACAUGUAAUAUAAAAAAGGUGUAACAGAAAGCGUAUGCACACGUAGACGUAAAACAAAAACAAAUCAAAUCAAAGGACAUCAAGGGGCCUAUGUGUUUGUGUGUGCAGGUUAUGUUUAGCAUUUGCGUUUACCGAACCAACCACGUUGUGUGUAAUAAUCUUUCGUUAUGAUUAACACGAAGUGCGAAGAAAUGAUAAAUUUGCAUUUGUCCGUAGGAUUAGUUGUGUCUGUGUGAAUAUGUGUGUGUGUGCGUGUGUAUGCAUUUUUUUCGAACAAAUGUAUUCGAUUCCGGCUCGUUGUGACGCACGUGUUAGGUUUAAUUUAGGCUUUUCUUCUAAACUCGCCCAGCAGCACGCUCGUUUCUCCUCUAAGCGAUCGUUUUGCCUACAAUCAUGUACAGUAAAACACUAUUCUGCGUAGAUAAUGUACCACAACACUCACUGAGUAGGCGUCGUACGACUAAGCAUCGACUGAGCAUGUUCGGUUGGGAGUGUGUGUGGGGUGUGGCGUACAGUGGCGUUUAACCCACUACACCGACGGUCGUCACCUACUUUCAUAAACAUAAUGUAACUUUAUUAUACUGAAUUAUGUUGCGUGUGUGUCUGUGUGUGUGAGUGUGCGAGAAAUAAGUCUUUUCUGUUUUGUGAGUUUCGAAUUGCUCGACAAUAAAUGAAGCCCCAGCAAUUGGGGGGGGAGGACGACAGAUUGGUAAAGAAGGAUUAUCGUUACUGCAAUAUGAGGAGGAAGUAGAUCCAUCCCCCGUCGCUGCUGCACACGGUGACGGUGGGGCGCAAUAGUUAAAAAAACGGAGAAGGGGGCUAUAUUUUUAUCUACUUUUAUCCGCUUUUUGACCCACUGUAUGAUAUAUAGUAUGCUUACUUUUUUCUCCUCUCACUAUCACUCUCUCUCUCUCUCUCUCUCUCUCUCUCUCUCUCUUUCUCCAAACAUUGUAAUGCAAAUAAGUUAAUGCGCACAGGGCACCAUAAGGGCAGAGAAUGUAGCUAACAUAAAAGGGUUAGACGUACAGUGAAAAGUUUGUAUUAUACAGCGUACAGCAGUGUGGCACACGGGGAAGGAAGGGAAUCACACAUUAGGAAGAGUUGAUAUAAGUAUAAAACUCACACGAACGAGCCAGCUUAGAGGGUGGUGAUGAGUGGUACUACACACGCUAAACUCAAGCGGACAAAAGUCAAAAGGGUAGAACAAACCCCCAAAUGUCUCAUACAUAAUGAGAGGGGCAUGCAUAUUAUUACAUUGCACAUGUUGUAUUUUUUUCCUAGUCUUUUGAUGUGUGUACCACCACACACAGUGGUUUUGUGUGUGUUUGUUUCAUCAUCAUUGCAUUUCACAAGCUGGUCAACAACAAAACACCAUUCUGUGACAUGCGUAGGAUUGCAAUCACUUAAAUUCACCAACACUCACCAUCAUCAGCUGACUACGGGAAAACAGCAAGUGCUGAGCGCUUUGCUACAGAAGAGUGUAAACAAAAAAAAAAAAACAUAGCGCAGGUGUAGCAAUCGAGAAAUAUUUAUUCUCCCCCCUUGUUCCGCUUUCCUUUCAUCGAAAAGUGUAUAAUCCUCGUUCAACGCAAAAUGCAUACAUAGAAAAGGAAGCAUAUUAAAGGAUGGUUAGUAAUGGAAAUGGAUGACAGAAGAACCAGGGGGCAUCGUUUCGUUAAGAACGUAUUGAGAGUAAAAACAGAAUUUGCAAAAGAAGAACGGCUGGAGAAAACAAAGAUUACUGACCCACAAAACAAAACAAAACACAACACACAACUGUUCAGUUAUGAAAGAUGAAAUAACUAAAGCAUAUAUAAAUAUAUACAUAGUGAGCAGCAUAAAACAUGGAAACUUUGUCAGGUAGCUAGACCGCUGGUGUAGUUAGUGGAAGACGAGAAAAAAAAAACAAACAAACACCUAUACCUAGAGGCAAAAAUCAGGUAGUGUGUGUGUAGUACACAACAAAAACGCGACAGUGCUUACAGGAAAGACGCACGCCACACAGCAAUGAUGCGUUAAAAGUGGUGUUGUUGUUGUCUUGUUUAAAAUAAUAUAAAAACACACACAUACACACUCACAGGCGAGAUGCAAAACGUGUCUAAAAUACACGAAAGCGCACGAUGAUAACACUCAUGUAAAAUUAUGUAAAAUGAAGUAAAGAAUGGAGGGGGCGGGGGGGGUGAGGGUGACAGCGAAGGAAAAAAAAAUCAUAGAAUAAAGCGCGAAUGAAGGCGAAUGAGUGUGAAUGGAAUGAAAGCAGCGCGGGCGGGAAGAAGCAAGAAUUACAACAAAAAAGCUAUAUAAUAGAAGUGAAUGAUCGAAGAUAAAAAUAAAGAAAACAUUUUAUACGA